UGCAUAGACUCUUUCUUUAUGCAUUUCAUCAUGGCGUCCGGCACUGUUCUCUUCAACCUCUUUCUCCUUUUCUCGAUUUCCUCGUUAACCCAAGGAAAAGUGAUUGAUCUCACCAAGGAUAAUUUUGAUGAGGUAGUUAAUGGAGAAAAGUUUGCUCUUGUUGAAUUCUAUGCCCCAUGGUGUGGUCACUGCAAGCAGCUCGCCCCUACCUAUGAACAGCUUGGUGAAGCCUAUACCCAGUCAAGUGACGUCAUAAUUGCCAAGGUGGAUGCUGAUGGGGAUCGGGACUUAGGGUCAAGAUUUGAUGUUAAAGGAUUUCCUACCAUCAAGUAUUUUCCUAAAGGAAGCACCACUCCAGAAGAAUACAAUGGUGGGCGUGACAUCAAUGACUUUAUAAAAUUUAUUGAAGAAAAAACUGGUGUUCGAGGCAGAGUGCCUGUCAUCCCAUCAGCUGUCGCAGAUCUUGAUGAAUCCAAUUUUGAUAAGAUUGUCAAGAACCCUGAUAACAAUGUUCUGGUGGAGUUCUUUGCACCUUGGUGUGGUCACUGUAAAAAUCUUGCUCCAGUUUAUGAAAAAGUUGGUGAAGCUUUCAAAAAUGAACCAAAUUGUGUUAUUGCCAAAGUUGAUGCCGAUGCUCACUCCGCCCUGGGCCAAAAGUAUGGAGUAAGUGGGUACCCCACCCUCAAGUUCUUUUCCAAAACCAACAAGGACGGAGAAGAGUAUUCUAGUGGACGUGAUGAACAAUCAUUUGUGGACUUCAUGAAUGAGAAAUGUGGAACCAAACGGACACCUGGUGGAGGACUGAAUGAACAGGCUGGAAGAAUCAAUGCUUUUGAUGGAUUUGCAGUAGAGUUCAUGAAGAACAAGGAUGGCCGUGAUAAUGUUUAUAACAAUGCUAAAUCUGCUGUGGAUAAACAAGACGACCAAAAGAUGGCUACCUAUUACGUGAAAGUCAUGGAGCGAGUGCAGUCCAAGGGAGACUCGUUCAUCCAGACAGAGACCAGCCGACUUGAACGUCUUCUUGAGGGGCAAAUCAGUGCAGGCAAGAAAGACCAGUUCAUUAUGCGUAAGAACGUGCUAUCGCAGUUCGCUAAAGGAAUGGAAAGCAAGGAAGAGCUAUAAAGAGGCAAACGUGAAGUCGACGAGCACAAGAGCCUAAAGAUCUGAGCAUUUCUCUUUGACUUUUUCCAUCAGAUGCUUUAGAAACCAUCCUUGGAAAACAAGUGUGUUUUUUAAUGGAAUUACAUAGAAUACACUUUGAAUUUCGAGGAUUGUUAGAAGUCGUCUAUGAAGUCUUUGAGAAGAUUUUCAUGUCAUCAUGUCCUUCAAAUGUUGACCGACCCUUUUUAGUAUUGUAGAUUCACUUAGUUAAUGCUUCAGCAAUUGUUUGCAGCUUCUCUAACUAAAAAUAGUGUUUUAUUUGCGAAAUGCAUUUGAAUAGUGCCAUUUUCCCCUAUUUUGUAAAACUCUCACUGUCCAUACUUUUUUUAUAAAGGUUUGUAAAAGGAAAUUAAAAAAACUUGUUCACUA
Messenger RNA from Nematostella vectensis (starlet sea anemone), 1530 nucleotides. RefSeq names its product protein disulfide isomerase-like 2-2. Gene Ontology annotation, biological process: protein folding. The coding region runs from base 19 to 1122 and encodes 367 amino acids. The transcript is spliced from 13 exons. Gene Ontology annotation, molecular function: protein disulfide isomerase activity. Gene Ontology annotation, cellular component: endoplasmic reticulum. The record is from RefSeq and is a predicted model, not a curated record. Lineage: Eukaryota; Metazoa; Cnidaria; Anthozoa; Actiniaria; Edwardsiidae.